Messenger RNA from Bufo bufo (common toad), 2496 nucleotides. RefSeq names its product T cell leukemia homeobox 1 (gene TLX1). Gene Ontology annotation, cellular component: nucleus. Lineage: Eukaryota; Metazoa; Chordata; Amphibia; Anura; Bufonidae. Gene Ontology annotation, biological process: regulation of transcription by RNA polymerase II; animal organ development. The record is from RefSeq and is a predicted model, not a curated record. The transcript is spliced from 3 exons. The coding region runs from base 168 to 1103 and encodes 311 amino acids. Gene Ontology annotation, molecular function: RNA polymerase II cis-regulatory region sequence-specific DNA binding; DNA-binding transcription factor activity, RNA polymerase II-specific.
AACUAACCAAAUGCAAAAAGCACUAUCCACUUCAGCUCUUCCUCUGCUCUUUUUAUCCUGCCCCAGGAAUUGGAAGGAACUGAAGCGAGACCAAGCUACCAUUUUUUAUCUCUUAAGUGAUCUGAGCUCUGGGGCUGGAGCUCCACCAUAGUGUGGGAAGGUACAGCAUGGAUCACAUAGGGGCUCAUCACCUGCACCAGAGCCAUGCAGAACCCAUCAGCUUUGGAAUUGAUCAGAUCUUGAACAAUCCAGAUCAAGGGAGUUGUAUGAUUUCCAGUUCCAGGCUCCAGGAUUCGGACUAUGGAUUGGGAUGCAUUGUGAGCAGUGCCUACAACACCAUGACAGGCAGCUACAGCAACAACAACACCGGCGGAUACAACAGCAGCGCCUGCAGCAUGGCCUCCCUGACAGGCUCUUACAAUAUGAACAUGGGGAUGAACAUGAAUGGGAACAACCUCAAUGCUGCUGGGGUGAUUAGGGUUCCUGCCCACAGACCUCUGACUGGCAGCAUGCACCAACCUAUUUCCACUGGAAUGCCUACUGUACCCAGUGUGGGGUCAAUGAACAAUAUGAACAACCUGACAGGGUUAACUUUCCCCUGGAUGGAAAGUAAUAGGAGGUAUACUAAGGACAGAUUCACAGUGGCCCUCUCACCCUUCACUGUAACACGCCGUAUAGGUCACCCGUACCAGAACCGGACACCGCCCAAGAAGAAGAAGCCGCGGACUUCCUUCACCCGCCUGCAGAUCUGCGAGCUGGAGAAGAGGUUCCACCGGCAGAAGUACCUGGCCUCCGCCGAGAGGGCCGCCCUGGCCAAGGCGCUGAAGAUGACCGACGCCCAGGUGAAGACCUGGUUCCAGAACCGCAGGACCAAGUGGAGAAGACAGACAGCUGAAGAAAGGGAAGCAGAAAGACAACAAGCCAACAGGAUAUUAAUGCAACUUCAGCAAGAGGCCUUUCAGAAGUCUAUAAACCAGCCGCUCCAGCCAGAUCCAAUCUGCAUCCACAACUCUUCUCUCUUCGCCCUGCAGAACCUUCAGCCUUGGUCAGAUGACUCCACGAAAAUUACCAGUGUCACUUCUGUGGCCUCUGCCUGCGAAUGAGCAGGAGGACAAAAUAGGUUUUUAUGAGGUGAAAAGACUGGUUGAAAUGAGGACUUUUUACAGAAAUGCAGACACAACCACAAGACAAGACUUGUCGAAGCAACGUCAACACCAAACUUCACUGUCUCUACUGAGUCACGGAAAGCCUCCACCCUCUAUCUCGGAUAUAGAUUUCAUGAUACUACGUUUCUUUGAGUUUUAUACAAUAACAUCAAGGAUCAUAUAUGUCCCCAAAAAUAGCUUAAUGUUUUGCCCUCACUGCCAACGUUGGGCUUAGACACAAUUUAAUGUUCUCUGAUGUCAGAUGUAAUAUUUUCUUAUUAUAAUGGAUUCCGCGUUGAUGUCUUACCCUAAAAAAAUGCCUCUAAUGUGUGGUUGGUGGGGUCCAAACCCUGGGACUCCUAUGGUCAACAGAAUGAGGGUGAGCUCUAGUACCAGAUACAACCACAUUAGGCCUAGAAAAUCUGCUGCCAAGGGGCCCCAGGGUCAGACCUUGACUAAUUCCGCAUUAUUCUAAGGAUAGUUUUUUUGUAUUACUGAAUCUAUCUUACUGACAAUAGAUUAAUUACUUAUAUAUUGGUGCCAUAGCAAUUUAUGAUUUGCCUGUCAAGUACAAAGUUGGCCAACUGAUUGAGUCAAAUCAGCCAUUUAAAAAAAAAAAAAGAAUUGGGCGUAGCUGAUCUAUGUUCUCCAUCUAGAAUUGCAAAAUUUCCCAUGGUGCUUGGGCAUUUUAAAUUUCUUAAAGUGAAGUCCAGAACUGUCAUACAUGUUGUAGUUGGGGUGAUAAAUCCUAUAAAUGUGAGAAGAUACUGACAGUGUAAGGUUAGGACCAUAUGGAGCGUUCAUGAGUUGUUUGGGGCAGGGUCAGCUGCAGUUGAGAACCGCGCAAGCAAUUAGGCUUUAGUUCCCUUUUAUUUGCCUAAUGAAGAUUGCACUGUAUAGCCGGUCAUCAUUUUUAAUGGCUGCGUGGAACUAAAGGUGCCACACGGCUAUUAACAAUUCAGCCCGGCUAUAUAGUGCGGAAUUCAUUAGUUAAAUGUGCUCUGUGUGGUCAUACCCUAAAACAGGAUGACUACAUGGCUGUUCUAUCUCAUUCAACUGCCUUGGUCACAGUAGAAUUGGGUAAGGCUACAUUCACAUGACAUUCAAAACAGGAAAACUAUCCAUUUUUAAUGGGUGUUUUUCACAGAUGUCUUUCUGAAAAACGGCUAUUAAAAACAGACCCUUUAAAUUGCAAAGCCCCCUAUAUAGAGAACCACUACCUGACCUGGUAUAAAAGCACAUUCCAUGGCCAAGACAUGUUCCAUGGCCUAGACAUGUGCAUUUAUUAAGACCGGCAUUUUACACGCCGGUCUUAAUAACCUUGCGCUGGCGGUGGAUCUGCCAAAGUUAU